This is a messenger RNA of Aedes aegypti (yellow fever mosquito), 2915 nucleotides long. RefSeq names its product galactosylgalactosylxylosylprotein 3-beta-glucuronosyltransferase S-like. Gene Ontology annotation, molecular function: galactosylgalactosylxylosylprotein 3-beta-glucuronosyltransferase activity. Gene Ontology annotation, cellular component: Golgi membrane. NCBI's taxonomy places the organism in Eukaryota, Metazoa, Arthropoda, Insecta, Diptera, Culicidae. The coding region runs from base 794 to 1897 and encodes 367 amino acids. The record is from RefSeq and is a predicted model, not a curated record. Gene Ontology annotation, biological process: carbohydrate metabolic process; chondroitin sulfate proteoglycan biosynthetic process. The transcript has 6 exons.
UCAUUCUCAUUGGCGUUCCCUUCCCACCAUUCGCAGCGUUCAGUGCAGUGCGGUUGUGGCCAGUGGUGGUUGUUUCGUUCGAUUGCUGCUGCGCUUUUUCUCGGUCAUUGUGUUUCGGCUUGUCUAUUGAUUCGUUAUUUCAUUCAGAAAACAAGUUCCGAAAGAAUAGUGCGGCUCAAAGUGGUUAGACGUCUCAAUAUCACGGUUACCUGUGUUUAGGGGUAACACCUUUAUUUCCAUCUCCGAUAAAUAUAAACCUGCCUGUGGACAAGAGAAAAAAAAUCUAGUUUCGAAAGGGAAAAGCUGCUGCUGGUGUUUUGCUGUCCACUACGAGCGGACAAUAUAUCGAGCAAGGUGUUAUAGUUAUACAACAAAUAUAAUUUCUCAAGUGCCGACAAAAUUAAGUGAAUUUUUACCAACAAAUGCAGCCUCUCGAUUCCUCGAUAAGAAAAGUGUUAUAUUUUCGAAGAAACAAACCUCGUCGCCGUUCGUAGUGGAUAUUUAGAUCGCUGCAGUAUUGAGAAGAUGCCAAAUUGGGAAGAAAUACGGAUGUGAUUGGCCGCAGAGCAAAAUUUCAGUGAUGGAUAUUUAAUGUGGCCAGCAGAGACGGCCCAAUUUCAUUAUCUCUCCUCACUCCGGUAAAAUGUGAACGUGUGUUUAAUUAGUUUUACGAAACCAUCCAGCAUUGAAUGACUUUGGGGGUACAACAGCCCUGGAAGCGGUGUGGGAGGACGCGUGAUUGAAAUUUCCUCAAAUCUACAGUGAAGUUCGACUGGGCGCUCCUCCGAAAGGAAUGCUCGUGAGGAUGGUGUACAAUUCCGUCCGAAACAUGACAAAGGCGAGAAAUUUUGCGUUCCUAAUCGUGGUCGCACUUUUGGUGUUUGCCAUACUUUCACUGCUGAGCAAUACCUCGUCUGCUGCCUCAGAUGACGUCAACAAAGAAUACUCAAUCGUGCCCGAAAAUGACACUAUGGCGGUGUGCUUCGAAAGCUUGCAAGACACCCGCAAACUAUUGUACAGCUCCACAGACAACGAUAACGACAUUGAACCAGAGCCGAUCAUCUACUUUGUAACGCCAACCUAUCCCCGGAGGGAACAGAUUGCGGAAAUCACCCGUCUCGGUCAGACACUGAUGCACAUUCCCUAUCUGCACUGGAUAGUGGCAGAUGAUACGUCCGUGUGCAACAACUUCCUCAACAAUUUGCUUAAAAAAUUUGGCAUUCCCUAUACACACAUUGCCAGCCCGAUGCCCGAGUUUUAUCGCACCAAGAAGCUUGUUCCUCGUGGUGUAGCCAACCGGCGAGCAGCACUAGCAUGGAUACGUAACAACAACAAGAAGACCGGUGUGCUGUACUUUGGCGACGAUGAUAACACCUUCGACUUGAAGUUGUUCAGUGAAAUUCGCAGCACGAAAAAAGUAUCCAUGUUUCCGGUAGGGCUCAUCGGUGAUUAUGCCAUCAGCACCCCGGUGGUGAAGCAUGGAAAAGUCGAUGGUUUCUUCGACUCGUGGCCUGCCAAGCGAAAGUGGCCCGUGGAUAUGGCAGGGUUUGCAGUGAAUCUGGAAUACAUGGGUCUCAGUCCCAACGUGACCAUGCCGUACAAGGCAGGCUACGAAGAGGACGAAUUCCUGAAGAGCAUUGGACUGAAAAUGCAAGAUAUCGAACCCAAAGCGAACAACUGUACCGAGAUAUUGGUGUGGCACACGCAAACUAAAAACAACAAACCACCAAAGAUACGGAUUAGUAACGGCAUACUGCGGAACAAUCAAUUCAACCUGGGGGUUCUCCUCAAGAAGCUCGAAACGAUGGGCGUGAGUCAUAUCAGUCAGUCAGAAGGAACGGCAGCACAAAUCACAAAGGAUGGCAAGUCUAAGUCAUUAAUUUCAUGGUUUAGUUAAUUUCCCCUUACCUUUCACACAUAAAACGUUUCCCUACCAAAUUGUCUCGAAAAAGACUAUCUUAUUUAGCAAAUGCAGAGAAAAACUAAAAUACAUAUUGUGCCAGAUUGAUAGACAGACAAGUGAGGAAAAUGCUUAGGAUAUUGUAAAAAAACGCAUCAGUUCAUCCCACACGCACAUUGAAGUACAUAACCAUAUUAACAUUACCUUUUGUAGAACAUAACUUGAGCCUAAAAGAAGGGCGUAUCAAAACUAGUAUUGUUAAGUAAAUCAUACAAUUCGAUGCACUUUUUGAGAUUAUCACAUACAAACACGAUCUGGGAUCGGAGACGAACAUGAUAGAUUCAUUCAUGUUACUUUAAUCAUUAAGAAGUAAUAUUAGUUUUAGUUUUGAUUAUAAGAAAUAAUCAAAUAUCAAAAAUGGAGCAAGUAGCACCAACAAAUAAAAGUUUAUUAUUAUUUCGUAGACUCGCCCGUAAGAAAAGAACUUAGAUAGUAUAGAAUUUUCCGAACAGCAUAAACGAGAAAGACAAGGACAGGGAAAAACUAUGCAAAUAGUAUAAAACUCAAUAAUAUUCAGAUAAAGUACGACUCACCCAAACAAAUUUGAUGAUAGAAACACUUCCCAAACGCGUUCGCGUAGAUAUGUUUUGCAUUGAGUUUGCUGUGAUAUUAGUUUUAUUUGUAGUGAGAUCGAGAGGAGAAAAUUACAACUAAUUGAUGAAAUCAAUUGAAUUUUUGUUCAUAAAAUGCUUUUAGUUUGAUGUAGGUUGUUUAGGCUGUGAAUUGGAAUUGAGUGUUCUAAUUUUCUUUGGCAACUACGAAUGGUUAAAAGAAAUGUGCUUUAACACCCGGUUCUUUUUUCACAUAGCGUUAUUUCAAACGGUUGCAAACAUUUUAUGCACGUAGUUAUAAGUUUUACCUCCUAGUUUCUUUUUAAUUUAAAGUAUGUUUUUCAUUGUGCAAAAACAGAAUCGGGUGUAUUGUAAAUACAGUCAUUCAGUCGAUAGGCUAAAAA